AUGGAAACACCUCCAUCAAUCGCAAUUAUCGGCGGCGGACCAAGCGGGCUGGUGCUUGCUCGACUACUGGAAGUCAACGGUAUCACAGACUACGUCGUCUUUGAGCGAGAUAAGUCCUCUACACCAGGUCCGAAUGAACAAGGUGGAACUCUGGAUCUGCAUGGAGACUCUGGUCAAGAAGCCCUCAAGCGAGCCGGCUUGUUUCACAAGUUCAGCAACGAGCUUGCGCGCUGGGACGCUGCGUGUUUCCGUCUACUUGACUCGGCCGGGGAGACAAUUGCCAACUUCAGUGAGGUGGGGAAUCGUCCUGAGAUUGAUCGUUUGCAACUUCGUCGUCUUUUGCUCGAGUCGAUUCCUCAGAACAAGAUUCGAUGGGGACAUGGUGUUAAAUCCGUUGAAAGAAGAGGGAGUGAGGGGAGGACUGUUGAUGAUAAUGGAUGCGUUAUCCAUUUUGCCAAUGGUUCCUCUGCUACUGGCUUCCGACUUGUUAUAGGCGCUGAUGGCGUAUGGAGCAAAGUUCGUCCUCUGCUCACACCUGCAAAACCAAAAUACUCUGGUAAGAUCUACAUCGAGGGCAAAAUCUCGCACAACAACCCGAGCUACUCCGUCGCCCAUGACCUGGUCGGACCGGGGAAUAUGCUUGUGCUGGGAGACCAGAAGAUGAUAGCGGUGCAGCAGCUAUCCGAUGGACAUUAUCGCGUUUAUUUCGGGCUGGUCGCACCUGAAGACUUCUAUCAACGCAAUACCUCCAUUGACGCUGAUCCCAUUGAAGCCACCGAGGGAAUCCGUACUCGCCUUGAAUCCUCGAAUGAGUUCUUCGCGAAUUGGACACCGCGUGUGAAGGCAUUUGUCGAAAACGCGGAAGGUCCAUUCCGUCCCUGGCCUUUGUAUUUCAUUGACCCCGAAACAGUUGGCUGGGAGCGCUCCAUGGCCUCCGGUGUGACAUUGUUGGGGGAUGCUGCUCAUGCUUCUACUCCCUUUGUUGGCGAGGGUGUUAAUUGCAGCAUGUAUGAUGCGGUUAUGUUGGCAGAGUGUCUUGUUAGCCAUUGCGGCACAAACACUACGUUGGCCAAUGUGGAGGAGGUAAAGCUGGAGGCUGCAUUGACUGCGUACGAGAAGGAUAUGUUCACACGUGGUCAAGAUUUGAUUCGGCGCAGCCAUGAGAGCGGGAGAAUGCUAUUUUCGGAUAAUGCUGGUUCACUUACUCUCCAGAUGCUCAAUGAUGAAGCCGAGGAUGAGACAGUCAAGUCUUAG
Penicillium robsamsonii is the source of this 1254-nucleotide messenger RNA. RefSeq names its product FAD-dependent oxidoreductase. Bases 1 to 1254 code for a protein of 417 amino acids. Lineage: Eukaryota; Fungi; Ascomycota; Eurotiomycetes; Eurotiales; Aspergillaceae. Gene Ontology annotation, molecular function: FAD binding. The transcript has 2 exons. The record is from RefSeq and is a predicted model, not a curated record.